UCACCUUUUCUAAACGAACUUCUUCAUAGGAAUUCUGUCCCAACACCUAUUCACCGUCUCCUUCAAAGUUCAAACCACCAUUUCUUCUCUUUUGUCUCUCUUUCAAAACACACAUAUUCUCUGCCAGAUUUUCUUUGGUUCCCAUGUCGCGGAUCCAUCCGACCACCAACAAAUGCCAAGAUUUGUCCAUAAAAGGAGCGAGCAGUGGCGUUGAUAUUAAUAAUGCAGGAGAUGAUGCUGUUAGCACCAAUCCUUCAUGUCCAUCUGCUGUGCUCACUGUGUGGAAGAGAUCCAGCAUGACUUUCCAGGGGACGGACGGAUUCACUGUGUUUGAUCAACAUGGAAGAUUGGCUUUUCGGGUCGACAACUACUCCAGAAAGAAAGGACAUGUUAAAGGAGGCCUUGUCCUCAUGGAUGGAGCAGGCAAAGCUUUGCUAACUCUCAAGCCCCAGGAACAGAUACUGAACAUGCAGUACCAGUGGAAUGGAUACAAAGGAGAAGGUGGAUGUGGGAAGAGUUUGAGUUCAUCAAAAGUGCUCUUCUCAAUGAGGAGAAGAUCAGGGCUUAUCCAGAGCAAGCAAGAAGAAGCGGAAGUGUUCAUGGGAGGAGCGAAAAAGCAACGUACAACGCCAGAUUUCAGGAUUGAGGGGUCGUUUAGGAGAAGGAACUGCAAGAUCAGAAGUGCAGUGACAGGAGAACUGGUGGCAAAGAUAGCUAGGAAGAAAGUAAACACGACAGUUCUAUUAGCAGAUGACGUGUUUAGCUUGGCGGUGCAGCCUGGGUUUGACUCUCAACUCAUAAUGGCUUUUGUUAUGAUACUAGAUCGCAUCUGUGUUAAGCCAUUUACCCCUUUUUUGUGUUCUUAGCCCUCCCCUCCGGCAUCACCUCCCCACCACCAUCACCACCUUGGCUAUUGUAUUUAAAUAAAAUAAAUGUCAUUAAUGUUU
Molecule: messenger RNA, 947 nt
Organism: Vitis vinifera (wine grape)
Lineage: Eukaryota; Viridiplantae; Streptophyta; Magnoliopsida; Vitales; Vitaceae
Product: protein LURP-one-related 5
Exons: 2
Coding region: 144-866 (240 amino acids)
Source: RefSeq, a predicted model, not a curated record